Messenger RNA from Caenorhabditis auriculariae, 5196 nucleotides. The record is from the annotation of a GenBank genome assembly. Lineage: Eukaryota; Metazoa; Nematoda; Chromadorea; Rhabditida; Rhabditidae.
AUGAAAACACGUAAAGUACAGAGAACUCAUUUGGGCCAUCGAAGGUUUUGAGUUGACGCAGGAUUUGGUCAUUAUUUUGAAGCUGAAUGUGUAUUCCAAAGCGUUAUUUGGAAAUAGGAAAUCGAAUAGCUGUGAUUUAGAAUCGUCGUUUUAUCCGAACUUCUUCUUGUUUUCACCAGUAUUCCGACAGAGAUUCAAUGCUGUUUUUAACAGAGAUAAUCCACAAAAUCUCGUUACUUAGAAUUAAAAAGUUUCAAGUUGAUAACGAAACAGAAAAGCGAAUUCAUAUUCGAGUGAUUUCAGAAAAUCAAAAAAAGGUCGAAACAGAAACGAGAUGUACGCUUUUCUCAAUCAAGUGAGAGGGACAAGUCAUGUUUGCAAUCAUUAUGGUUCAAAUAAUGUAUUGUUUAUUUUACGACAAUCGGUAGUCGAAAUCCAAACUUUUAGGCAAUCUUCGCAUUUUUGUGGGUCCAAUGGCCGAAAAUUUCCGAGAAUUAAUAACAAACUUUCCAGCAGUAUAACUGACACUAUGUUAGUUCUAAAAACACAUUUCCAUGUUAAUUGAUAGUGAAAAAAAGAGGAGAAAGAAUGAAGUCGGAAUAAAAGGUUACGGUAGGCUUUAAUCGUGCAGUGUCCCUCACGCUGAAAGGAACUCUUUCCCCUCAUUUAACGCGUGUUCCGGCUCUCUUUCUUUUCACUUUUUUUGUUUUUUUUUUCUUUUUUUGCAUGGAUUUGAGUCAGAAAAGCUUCCGGCAUUACGUUUUACUCAGAAAAUAAUGUGAUUGCCAUGAAAUUGUUUCUUUUCUCCAUCAAAAAGUGCCGCAAAUAGGAAUUUCAUCCUGAUUUCGAUACGAAUGCUGUUUUAAAUGUUUAUUGAAGUUUUAUAAAUGUUUAGUGAUGCAAAAAAUCACAAUCACGGUUGUUUCAGGUAUCUGAGCCGGCCGCAAAUAUGUUGUUCAAACUUCGCGCACGACAAGAAGCCGCCGCUCGAGUCGCUGCCCAGGAAGAAGGAGCUUCGAGGCCCCAAUCCAGUCAUAACAGAAGCACGCUGGACGUUUUUUUACAUCAAGUAAGUUGCAAAAGUCAUAUUUACAAUCAUUAUGGUUCAAAAAAGUAUUGAUCAGUUUUUUCAACCCGCCUUAGACGCAUUUUCCAAGAAAAAUAGCCUUCUAGCGUGAUUUGAAUAUUAGCGUAUACGCGGUGAUAAAGUAAAAUGGGAAAAUUUGUGACUCUCUGAUCGAAAUCUCUAAAAAAAAGCUCACUAGACAAAAAAAGCGGAAAGUUUUGCUUACAUCCGUUGUUAAUAGUCAUUUUUUAAUAAAGUCUCAAAAAAAACCCCUUCGACAAGUAAAAAUACAGUUUUGAGUAAAGUUUUCAGUGGCUAAUAACAGAUUUCUGUAAUUCUCCUUCUAUUUUGAGUUUUAUUAUACAUAGUUAUCGUUCAACUAAGUUUCAUCAGUUAAUAAUUACUAAAGUUCCUUAAAAACUUCGAUCAAUACUUUUUACCCGACUUCAGACGAGUUUUUCAUCAUCAGUAGAUAAUAACCUUUCUUAUUGUUAAUAUAAUCGUAAUUCUGACGUUAAUAUGUAAUUCUUAUAGUAAAUUAAAUCAGAACUGAUCGGCAAUCAGUAGCCGGAUGCCGAAUUUUUUGCAUUUUUCCCUUUUUUUUCGGGUUUUCAAUGACCGAAAAUUUCCAAAAUCAGUUCCACACUCUCCGGUCAUAUCAUUGACACUACGUCAGUUCUAAGAACGCACCUUUACAUGUUGAAUGAAAGUCAAAAGUAAGUAAGAAAGAAAGAAGUCGGAAUAAAAGGUUACGGUAGGCUUUAGUCGUGCAGCGUCCCUCACGCUAAAAGGAACCUUCUCCCCUCAUUUAACGCGUGUUCCGGCUCUCUUUCUUUUCACUUUUUUUGUUUUUGUUUUUUUUGCAUGGUUUUGAGUCAGAAAGGCUUCUGGCAUUACGUUUUUUUACUCAAAAAAAUUAUGUUAUUGCCAUGAAAUUGUUUCUUUUUCCACCGAAAAGAGCCGAAAAUAGUUUUUUAUCCUACGUUUGAUUCGAAUGCUGUUUUGAAAUGUUUAUUGAAAGUUUUAUAAAUGUUUCAAUAAUGCAAAAUUAUACAACUGCGGCCAUUUUAGGUUUCUGAGCCGUCCCGCACCACCAGCAAUGUUGUUCGGAAUUUGCGCACGACAAGAAGCUGCCCAGGAAGAAGGAGCUUCGAGGCCCCAAUCCAGUCAUAACAGAAGCACGCUGGACGUUUUUUUACAUCAAGUAAGUUGCAAAAGUCAUAUUUACAAUCAUUAUGGUUCAAAAAAGUAUUGAUCAGUUUUUUCAACCCGCCUUAGACGCAUUUUCCAAGGGAAAUAGCCUUUUAGCGUGAUUUGAACAUUAGCGUAUACGCGGUGAUAAAGUAAAAGUGGAAAUAUUGUAUCCCUCUGGUUGAAAUCCCGAGAAAAAUUUUGCUCGACAGUUAUAAAAAGCUGAGAGUGUUGCUGACAUUCGUUGUUAACAGCCAUUUUUGAACAAAGUCUCAAAACAAAAACCUCUGACAAAAAUAAAUAACGUAUACUUCCAUUCGUUAACAACCGAUUUCUGUGAUCCUCCUUACAUUUUUUGUUUUAUGGUCGAUAGUUAAUAACUUUACUUGCUGUAGAUGUGCUCGUAAUUUUGACGAUGAUGUGUUAUUCUUUCAGGAAUUCAAAUCAGAGAAAAUAAGCAAUCGGUAGCCGGAUGCCAAAUUUUCCGCAUUUUUCCCUUUAUUUCCGGGUUUCCCAUGGCCGAAAAUUUCCAAAAUCAUUUCCACACACUCCGCUCAUAUCACUGACACUACGUUAGUUCUGAAAACGCACCUUUACAUGUUGAAUGAAAGUCAAAAGUAAGUUAGAAAGAAAGAAGUCGGAAUAAAGGGUUACGGUAGGUUUUAGUCGUGCAGUGUCCCUCACGCUAAAAGGAACCUUCUCCCUCAUUUAACGCGUGUUCCGGCUCUCUUUCUUUUCACUUUUUGUUUUUGUUUUUGCUUGCAUUUGUAUUAGAAAUGCUUCUGACAUUACGUUUUACUUGGAAGAUAAUGUAAUUGCCACGAAAUUGUUUCUUUUUUCCACCGAAAAGUGCCGAAAGUAGGAAUUUAUCAUGCCUUCGACUCGAAUACCUUUUUAAAUGAUUAAUGAAAUUUCAUAAAUGUUUAGUAAUGCAAAAUAUCCCAAUCACGAUUAUUUCAGGUAUCUGAGCCGACUUCUACGCCUGAUUCCGUCUACGCCCAACACCAACUACACUUUGCCGCGUCUCCAGAGGACGACUUCAACGACCGAAUUGUGCCGGAUACUAUUUGAAUGUUUCGACAAGAAGAAUUACAUGUGAUUUUGCUUUAUUUUUCUCUAUUUAUAAAAACACGCUUGAAAAAAAUAAACGGAAGUCCAAAAUCAGAUUUUUUCAGGACUGGUGAAUCUUCCCGACGCCUAAACCUUCCCGAUCUACCUACUUCUUGUCGCAAAACUCAUAAUAAAUAAAUAUUUGAUGAGAGCCUGUUUUCUAACAACAAAAACCUGGAUGCAAAUGUAAAUCAACAAGUCUACGACCGCUGGACAGUUGUUGGACAAGUCUUCAAACAGUUCGAUCCCAGAAAAUGUCGCGACAGGAACUGAUUAUUGUGUAAGUGAAACAAUUAUAGUAUUUGUUUUAUUUUUUGUGGUGCCAAUUGUACCUCCCUCUGUGAUUGGCCAAAUGAAGUAAGUGGAAAAUAACUGGAAACUUGAAAGAAAGUCUGAUGAAAAAAAGAAAAAUCAUAAUUUCACAUUACGAGUCGGAUAAUUUCGGUUUCUUGUCGAAGGAAAACAUGAAUUCACCGAUCCAAACAUUGUUCAUUGUAGAACCAAAGUCUUCCAUGGAUUUUUUCAAUAUUUAAAAUUAUUUUUUUCUUGAGGAACCCCUUGAAACUUUUAUUAACUGUCAUUCCAAACAGAAAGAGUGUGUGACUGUCAAUAACAAAAAAGAUUCUUUCAUUUUUUCAUUGUGAGGGGAGAAUUUUCUUUAUUCAAACUCAAUAUUCUUUUUUUUGCACCGAAUUCCGCAGAGGUAAUAAAUCACCGAGAAUAAAAAUGUUUCAUGGUUCGAAAUAGACAAAAACUGUACAGAACACUUUGAUCAUCUUACCGAAAGUUGGGAAAUAAAUUGACCAGAAAAAAUCGCAAUAAUUUCUUUAAGAACUGGGCGAAAUAGCCGUAAAUAAUUUUUGGAGACACGCCAAAAACCAUUGGAAGUUUUGUUCUAACGUAAAAUAGAAUCGAAAUGUAAAGUAUGAACUACGAAAUAUUGAACAAUAUUGAUUUCAAAGUUUUAUUGUCACUUUCCCGUGAAAACCUAAGACUGGAGAAUAGAAAAAAUCUCAUAAAGCUAAAUAAUUUUCUUUAAAUGGGCGACAAAGUUCGACUCGUCAUGUGUAAUUAACACGGACUUAGAAUAAAACAUAUGAAACUAUUUGAACACGUGAGUCGCCUAGGAAUUUGCUUCAAAGUAUUUUUUAUUCUUUGAUACUUCGUCAUCUAUAUUAAAGAUUAAAUAAAAAUAAAUGUUCAACUGAAUUUUUAUUUCAGGGUUUGUAUCAUCGACAAGAUGUUCAACUUGUGCAAAAUCCAGCAUUUGAAGUCACUUUGGUCCCAUUCACUUGUUUUACAAUCAGGAAAAUCAGGUAUUUGUUUUGUUUCUUCUUUUUCACAUGACUUUUCAAAUACAUAUUGUCAUUUUUUGAAAAGAAGUAACGUGGGAAUUCAGUUUUUUCGUUUGCAAAGUACAAAAAUGAACGAAAAGCUCUCUAAAUUUCUUUCCAUCUGUCUCUGUUUCUUUUUAAUUCUCAUCAAAUUCGUGAAUAAUCAUUAUUAUUUCAGAUUCACCUCAAAAAACACUCCGACAACAGCUUUUGGCGCCUUUACAGCCUAAGAAAACCCGGUACUUUUCGAGUUUUGCCGACGUUUCCAAUAUACAAACAAGACUAUUCCACAGAAAUUUGGCAGUAUUUGGGAUUUUUCUCGAAAGACUUUAACUGAUCAACUUGCAGGAUCCGAUCGCCCUCGCGGGCUUCCGAACAACGAAAGGUCGGAUGGAAGUCGUCUUCCACGCACGACUACAACGACCAAUCGAACGUGGGCGGUGUCGUGAGUUUGCAUUGUUAGGGGAAGUAGGUGAGGAUAAGGGGAAGGUCUGA